Molecule: messenger RNA, 619 nt
Organism: Callithrix jacchus (white-tufted-ear marmoset)
Lineage: Eukaryota; Metazoa; Chordata; Mammalia; Primates; Cebidae
Gene: S100A12
Product: S100 calcium binding protein A12
Biological process (GO): positive regulation of canonical NF-kappaB signal transduction; endothelial cell migration; antimicrobial humoral immune response mediated by antimicrobial peptide
Cellular component (GO): extracellular exosome; cytoplasm
Molecular function (GO): RAGE receptor binding; calcium ion binding; calcium-dependent protein binding
Source: RefSeq, a predicted model, not a curated record
CCUUCCCAAGGGAGCUUGAGUAAGCAAUACCCUCCACGUUAUGCUCCCUGGUGGAUGAGGUGGUAUGCAACAUGGCCAACUGAGGCUGAUUCUUUCAGACGUUAGACAGUAUUAUAUGUUUUCUCUUCCUCAUCCUAUCUACACAUGAGAAGUUCACCAUGGAUCAAGCAGAGCAGAGAGACCACAAAGUAGAUAUGGAGGUUAACGUGAGGCUGGGAAGAUGACUAAACUUGAGGAGCACCUGGAGGGAAUCGUCAAUAUCUUCCACCAAUACUCAGUUCGGACGGGGAAUUUUGACACCCUCUCUAAGGGUGAGCUGAAGCAGCUGAUGGCAAAGGAGCUUGUAAACCUCAUCAAGAAUGCCAAAGAUAAAGCUACUGUUGACAAAACAUUCCAAGAUCUGGAUGCUAAUCAAGAUAAUCAGGUCAACUUCCAGGAAUUCAUAUCCCUGUUGGCCGUUGUGCUGAAGGCUUCCCAUGAAAAUAUCCACAAAGAGUAGGAAGCUCUCUGAAGACCUUUUACCCAGCAGUGUCCCCAACGAGGGUCUUUCCUUUCCCUCACCAAAACCCAGCCUUGCCUGAGGGGAGUGAGAGUUAAUAAAUAUACUCAUGAAAAGUUC